This is a messenger RNA of Malania oleifera, 1899 nucleotides long. RefSeq names its product arogenate dehydratase 1. Gene Ontology annotation, cellular component: cytoplasm; chloroplast. The record is from RefSeq and is a predicted model, not a curated record. Gene Ontology annotation, biological process: L-phenylalanine biosynthetic process. The transcript has a single exon. Bases 44 to 1642 code for a protein of 532 amino acids. Gene Ontology annotation, molecular function: arogenate dehydratase activity; prephenate dehydratase activity. Lineage: Eukaryota; Viridiplantae; Streptophyta; Magnoliopsida; Santalales; Ximeniaceae.
ACCUCUCUCCCUCUCUCUCUCUUCGAUAUUAAAAUAAAUAAAAAUGAAUGAAAGAGACAAUGGGGGGAAGAAAGGAGGGGGAGGGGGUAGGUGUGAGAUUGACCGAACCACCUCCCCGGCGCACACACCAUACCCUCCCUCUCUAAUAUUCCUACUCCUUUCCUCCCACCUAAUAUAUAAACCCUCCCUCCCCUUUCGUUUUUCUCAGCUUGACGUUCCCUUCCAAAGAGAACACCAAGCUAAAACCCCCCCCCUCUAUCUCUCCCUUUUCUCUCUCUCCAAUUUUUUUUUAAAUUUUUUAUUUUCUAUAAUACCCCUCCUGUUCUUUAUCAGAAAAAAAAUGCAGACUCUCUCUCCGCUACCUACCACCAAUCCACUCAACUCCCUCAUCCCCCCGAGUCCACACGCUCCCACCCACCGAGUCCCUCACCCUCGACUCGCCGUCCAAUGCGUCUCCCGCUCUGACUCCACCUACCCCUCCUCCUCCUCCUCCUCCGCCACAGCCAACGGCGUCGGCGCGCCCGCUCCUGGAACUGGUUUCGGAUCGAGCAGAACGGACUGGCAGAGCUCCUGCGCCAUCCUCGCCAGCAAGGUCUUCUCUCAGCAGAAGGACGCCGGCAAGGCCGGCGGCACCGAUCUCACCGCCGUCAACGGCCACAAGACCCUAGAUCUAGUUCCGAUCGAGAACCUCCCCAAGCCUCUCACCAUCACUGACCUGUCCCCGGCGCCGAUGCACGGCGCCCGGCUACGCGUCGCCUACCAGGGCGUCCCCGGCGCCUACAGCGAGGCCGCGGCCGGCAAGGCCUACCCUGACUCCGAGGCAAUUCCGUGCGACCAGUUCGAGGUCGCCUUCCAGGCCGUCGAGCUCUGGAUCGCCGACCGCGCCGUCCUCCCCGUGGAGAACUCUCUCGGCGGCAGCAUCCACCGGAACUACGACCUCCUCCUUCGCCACCGCCUCCACAUCGUCGGGGAGGUCCAGCUCCCGGUUCAUCACUGCCUCCUCGCCCUCCCUGGAGUACGGAAAGAUUACCUAACCCGAGUCAUUAGCCAUCCCCAAGCCCUAGCCCAGUGCGAGCACACUCUCACCAAGCUCGGCCUCAGCACCAACGUUGCGCGCGAAGCGGUGGACGACACCGCCGGCGCGGCCGAGUUUGUCGCGGCGAAGGAUCUCCGCGACACAGCGGCAAUAGCAAGCGCGCGUGCUGCGGACCUUUACGGGCUCCAGAUCCUGGCGGACGGGAUUCAGGACGACUCGGGGAACGUGACUCGAUUCGUGAUGCUGGCCCGCGAGCCGAUCAUCCCGAGGACGGACCGGCCUUUCAAGACCAGCAUUGUGUUCGCGCACGACAAGGGGACGUCCGUGCUGUUCAAGGUGCUGUCAGCGUUCGCUUUCAGGAACAUCAGCCUGACGAAGAUCGAGAGCCGGCCGCACCGGAACCGGCCGAUCCGGCUGGUGGACGACGCGAAUGUGGGGACGGCGAAGCACUUCGAGUACAUGUUCUACAUCGACUUCGAGGCAUCAAUGGCGGAGGUGAGGGCACAGAACGCGUUGGCGGAGGUUCAGGAGUUCACCUCCUUCUUGAGGGUGCUGGGGAGCUACCCCAUGGACAUGACGCCUUGGUGCCCCUCUCGGGAAGAUUAGCAGAGACCCCGGAACCUAAUGUUUUUAUUUUAUUUUUCUUAAAUUUUAAAAAAAUCAAAAAUGGAAUUUAAAAUCUCUCUUUGUUUCUUUUAUAAGUUUAUUUUCUUUGUUUUAAUUAUUACUUUUUUUUUUUUGUGGGAAUUUUUUAUUCAUCCAGGGAUCAACCAACGAGCAAAUCGUUGGGUAAAUAUUGUAGUUUGCUGUCCGUCAAAAUUGUGGUAAUGACGCCUAAGAAUGUGAAUAUCAUUCCCACCCAA